GUCGGAGAGCUGAGCCUGGAGACGGUCGAGAAAGCGUCCGCGCCCGGGACCAAGGUGGUGGUCAGGAGCACGAACCCUGGAGCGCAGCGGUGCACCCGCACGGAGCUGGCCGCGGCGCCACAGCUCGUCGAGCAGCGCCACAUCCGCAGCGUGCCGACC
Messenger RNA from Prorocentrum cordatum, 159 nucleotides. NCBI's taxonomy places the organism in Eukaryota, Dinophyceae, Prorocentrales, Prorocentraceae. The record is from the annotation of a GenBank genome assembly.